AUGUCGAAAUCAAUACUCCAAACCCUCCGUCCCCAACACGCAUUCCGCACACUCAACCGCCAAACAAGGAGAACCUUCCUCAACGUCCCGGGCACCGAAUCCCAAACCAUAACCGCUUUGCGAAUCCUCCCCUACAACUCCAACAGCCUAUACCGUCUCAUCGCCGACAUAGACAGCUACUCCGAAUUCAUUCCCUACUGCACAUCCUCCAAAGUAACAAAAUGGUCUGAGCCGACCGAAGAAGGAAAAAGGUGGCCCUCAGAAGCCGAUCUGAAAGUUGGCUGGGGGGGCAUGGACGAGACGUUUACUUCGCGGUUAUUCUGCAUACCAGGCGAAGUAGUCGAAGCGUUGGGCGGAGACGCCGUAACCUCUCUUCCAAAAGACUCGUUAAAACACCACGCCGCGACGCUUGACGCGCCCGCGGCAGGGAACAAGAUAUUCACGAGUCUGAACACGCAGUGGCGGCUUAAGCCAUUUCAUUACAAACCACCAAGCGGAAAACCACAGACGGAUAUGACAGAGCAUCCGGCGAAGGAACAGACGGAGGUGCAUUUGUCAAUUGAGUACCAGUUUGCGAAUCCGAUGUACGGGGCGCUGAGUAGUGCGGUUGCGCCGAAACUGGCGGGGACGAUGAUUGAGGCGUUUGAGAAGAGGGCGAGGAAGGUGCUUGAUGGGCCUGGAGCGAAUUUGCCUGAGAAUAGUCCGGAGGCGGAUAGGGCUAAUGCUUCGUAA
Molecule: messenger RNA, 732 nt
Organism: Glarea lozoyensis ATCC 20868
Lineage: Eukaryota; Fungi; Ascomycota; Leotiomycetes; Helotiales; Helotiaceae
Product: Bet v1-like protein
Exons: 1
Coding region: 1-732 (243 amino acids)
Biological process (GO): cellular respiration; ubiquinone biosynthetic process
Cellular component (GO): mitochondrion
Molecular function (GO): ubiquinone binding
Source: RefSeq, a predicted model, not a curated record